AAGAUCUUCUGGCCGGACACCCCUGUGGACGACAGCUCCAAUACCCGAUUUCUACACUUCCCGUUCGUAAAGCCAAAUUGGCGGUUUCCGGGAGAUGAAUAACGCACAAUUCCGUAAACUCCUCGAAACGCCCCGCCCUGCAAACGCAUCCGGCCAAAAUGGGCCCUCCGCGACUCCGGCGUUGGGUUCUAAGCUGCGGUCUUCAAUCCCGAUGACUCCGUAUGCACCCUCCCCCUUUCUUCUCCUAUUCACAGGAUAAGCUAAUUGAAUUAAUGCGCAAAUCAAUAGACGAAGCGUCCUCGGCGGCUCAUCAACACAAUCCGAAUUCGCCCGACAGCUAGCAGCAAAUAAUGCCUCCGAGCAAAAGGCAAAAAAGUUCCGCUCCUCAGCUGCGCCCCUCGGCGCACGGUUACCCGAAGGCUAUGUUGACCGGACGAAGGAAAGAGAAGACAACGGCGGCGACGAGAGGGGCCGGCGAUUAGUGGCGCUGGAGGAACUCUACAAAGAGGGUGGGAUAGAGCAUGAAGAGUACGUUCGGCAGACAAAGUUACUGGGCGGGGAUGUGUCGAGUACGCAUCUUGUUAAGGGGUUGGAUUUCAAGCUUUUGGAGAAAGUGCGCAGGGGUGAGGACGUCAUGCGUGUGAUCAGGGAUAAUGGAGGCGAUGAGGGGGAAGGGGGGCUGGAUAGUGAGGAUGAGGAGGACGUUCUGGAUAGAGUACUCGGGAAUGAUAUUGUUCUCGAGAAGAAAGAAGAGAAGAAAAAGAAGGGUAAUUUGGCGCCGAAGACCCGCGCGGAGAUACUGGCGGAAUUGAAGAGGAGCAGGGAGGCUGCGAAGCCGGUUUCUGUGCUUGGUUCGAAGUUCAAGAAGAUCGGUGUGAAGGAGGAGAAGAAGGAGGAAGAUGGGGUGAGGGUUAAAUAUGUCACAGGUGCGGACGGGGUGGUCAAGAAGAUGGUCAAGAAGGAUAAGAAGAAGCGUGAUGAACCGGGACAAGUUUCUACGAGGGUUAUGGGGAUGGUGCCCCCACCGCCAAUGCUCGGAAAGACAGAGAAGCAGGCAGAAGAGGAAGAUGAAGAAAUCGAUAUAUUCGAAGGAGCAGGAACGGAAUAUAAUCCUCUAGCAGGCCUGGAUGACGAUGACUCCUCAUCUUCAUCUUUAGAAGAAGAAGGCGAAGAAGGAGAAAUCCAUCCGACCAAGAAAAAAAAAUCUGAAAAGCCGCUAGAAUCUUCUUCAAAAUCCUCCCCUCUACCUAUAUCCCCUUCACCACCUUCUUCAAUGCCACCACCACCACCACCACCACCAUCCGCGCCUAAGCCGAAGGUGAACUACUUCAACGAGUCAACCGCUUCCUCCUCCCCCUCUUCAGAUAUGUACAAACCCCCAUCCUCAGCCUCAGCCCUCCUAUCUUCCAACCCCGAACUCGCGGCAGCACUAGCCAAAGCCUCGACUCUAAAAGCCUUCUCCACGCCCUCCGAAGACGAAGCCGGGAGGCGCCGGAAGGCUCUCCUGGAGGCUGCGGACAGAGACGCUUUCGACGUCGACUUUGGGUUCGGCGGGAGUAGGGAUUUCGGGGAUGAGGAUGACGACGACGGGACUGUUGCUAAAAGUAGUGGUGGCAAGAAGCGGAAGCGAGGAGGGAAGCCGAAGAAGGGAGAUAAGAAUGAUGCAGGGGUUGUCGGGAAGAUUGUGGAGGAGCGGUAUGGAAGUGGGUCGAGGAAAUAGAGUCGGGGGGUGCCAUGAAUGUAUUUUUAAAUUUGCAUGUAGGUAAUGGUGAGUCACCGGUAGAUAGAUAGUCUACAUACGAAUAUCAACCUGCGGCUUGAUGUCAAGACCCUUUGGUGUUGGCGAA
Molecule: messenger RNA, 1847 nt
Organism: Tuber aestivum (summer truffle)
Lineage: Eukaryota; Fungi; Ascomycota; Pezizomycetes; Pezizales; Tuberaceae
Source: the annotation of a GenBank genome assembly